UUGUGAAGGUUAGAUUAGAAUUACAAAAUUUUGUUUUUCAGCUCUGCAAAGAAAUGAAACUCUUAGUUCUAGUACCUCAACAACUUAUACAUACACAAGUAAGCCAUCACCAAUGGAAGUGGACUAUGAAAGCCUCAAUAUUGUAAAGAAUGAAAUUUCGGUUACCAUCGACCAGGACAAGGUAGUCGAUGCUUCAUUAAAAAUGCAAAAGGAUGAUUCUCGUAGUAUGGCGACAGAAGAAGAUUUACAUGAAUUUCUUGAAACAGAGUCUGAAUCUCCAUUAUUUGAAAGUACACCUCCUCUGAAAAGGCGAACUACUGAACCAAUUAUGAUUGCGCAAUUGGCUACAGUAUUAGAUAAAUGUAAAAUUAGUAAAAGAGACGUAAUGCAUUUGUUGAUGGCCGCUGCGGAAGCAUUCAGCAUUAAUACGCGCAAUUUAGUAUUAAACACAUCAUCUAUACACAGGGCUUGUCAAAAUUUUCGCAAAGAACGAUAUGAGGCAAUUAAAAAACUUGCUCCACCACUUUUUUCUGGUUUACCGAGCACCAUCCACUGGGAUGGAAAGUUGCUUCCAGGAUAUUUACGAAGAGAAACUACUGAUAGACUAGCGAUUAUUAUUACAAGUAAUGGAAUGGAGCAACUCUUGGGUAUUCCAAAUAUCUCUUCUAGUCGUGGAAUAAAUCAAGCUCAAGCAGUAUUCGAUACUUUAAAUGACUGGUCUUUAUUAGAAAAUAUUGAAGCUCUUUGUUGUGAUUCAACAGCUAGCAAUACUGGUCGAAUAAAUGGAGCUUGUGUGUUAUUAGAAAGAUUAAUCGAUAAAGAUCUUUUCUAUUUUAUCUGCCGGCAUCAUAUUUACGAGCUUGUUCUAAGAAGUACUUUUGAAAUAAAAUUUGGUAAGACAGCUGGUCCGGAGGUACAAUUGUUUAAAAAUUUUGGAGAUUUUUGGAAAUCUGUAGAUCAAACAAAAUUUGAACCGGGUAUUAGUGAUACUUUUGUAAUUGAAUCUCUGCAAGAUGUAAAAGAAAAAAUUUUAGACUUUUGUUCGAAGUAUUUAAAAAAGGAUUUAAACAGAAGUGAUUUCAAAGAAUGUUUGGAACUAGUCAUGAUUUUUCUAGGCGGAAAAUUACCUAGUGGUAUAACUUUUUAUCGACCUGGAGCUAUUCACCAUGCUAGGUGGAUGGCAAAAGCUAUAUAUUGUUUGAAAAUAUUCAUCUUUCGGAAACAAUAUUUGCUAGAUAAAAAAGAUGUUGAAGUAAAAUGUAGAGACGUUUGCAUUUUUAUAUUAAGAGUCUACGUUCAUGCCUGGUUUUGUACUCCAUUUGCUGCUCAAGCACCAAAUCAAGAUUUAAAGUUUUUAAAAUGUUUGUACGAAUAUAGAAGAAUUGAUGAAAGUAUAUCUGACUGUGCUGUUAGAAAAAUUAUGAAUCACUUGUGGUAUUUGACUCCGCAUCUAACAGCACUAGCAUUUUUUGACUUUACUAUUUCAAAUGAAGAAAAGUUAAAAAUGUGCGAAGCUCUACAGUCAAAUUCUAGUGCGUUUGUUUAUGGAAAACGAAUUUUAGUCAAUGAAAAAAAUUUGGAUAAAAUAGUGAAUUCAAGUAUUAGUGAUUUUAUUUGCAAAGACACUUAUGAAACUUUUAGGCGUUAGUAGGAAGGGC
This is a messenger RNA of Nasonia vitripennis (jewel wasp), 1658 nucleotides long. RefSeq lists its product as uncharacterized. The record is from RefSeq and is a predicted model, not a curated record. The transcript is spliced from 2 exons. Lineage: Eukaryota; Metazoa; Arthropoda; Insecta; Hymenoptera; Pteromalidae. Bases 113 to 1648 code for a protein of 511 amino acids.